AUGCAGCCUCAGCAAACAAAAACCUACUUGGUAGCAAAGCCCCACAUUCCGAAAUGCGGUAGUUGGGCAGAACGCACCACGAAAUUUCAACAUUAUACCGUUGCUUUCAACAAAAAUGCCAAACCCUUGACCCAGUUUUCGCACAUCAGGGAACUUUUAACGGCAUUUACAGAUGCAGUUCAUGCUCACCAUGAAGCUUUUGAGUCGGCUCGUAUGCUCCACCGUGAUAUCAGUUCAGACAACAUAAUGAUCGACGAGAACAGUCGUGGUCUUCUAGUUGAUUGGGACCAAAAUAAGUCCACCAUCGGCCAGCAGGCUAGUUUGCCUGAGCGAACUGGUACCUGGCCAUUCAUGGCUUACCGCCUUAUAGGAGAGCGUGAAGAUGAUGCGUCGCCAACACACGUGAAGGACUAUGACUUAGAAUCUUUUUGCCAGUCUAUUGUCACAAUUAAAUCGCUUAUGAGGGGUGUAUACAACGACGUGCUACACACCGAAACUGGAACGUGGUGUUCCGAGACCAAAUACGACAGGAUUUUGAACACCCAUACCGUUCGCAAACAGAAAUUCACUUCGCGUCCCCUGGAAACUAUCCUAAGGAAAUACCAACAAAUUAUCAGCAAUCGUUACCAACUGGAGGACCGGGACAAGAGGGCAUUUAUGCUGUGGCAUGAGCAAGUCUUAAACGAUUUCCCAGAUGCUACAGAAUCACAAGUAUGCCAGAAGUUGGAUAAGAUCAUUCGAGAACAUAUACAUUUCCCGGACGUUCGGGCCAGUCAUCUUCUAUCACUUUACUUGAAGAAAGGCUGGGCACUCCAACUCUGUCGAGAUGUUUGUUCCACCACCACGGAAGCUGAUUGGAAAAUUGGAGGCAGCAACAAAUUCAGGCCAGAAUUAUUCACCUUUCAACAAAGUUCUCGAAACAAGCGUAAAUCCGACUCUCAGUAUGGCAUGUCAAGUAGUUCCGAUUCUGAUACUAAGAAACACCUGCAGACCAAGAGGUCUCGCAAGGAUCCACCACAUUCUUGA
Psilocybe cubensis is the source of this 1026-nucleotide messenger RNA. RefSeq lists its product as uncharacterized. Bases 1 to 1026 code for a protein of 341 amino acids. Gene Ontology annotation, molecular function: protein kinase activity; ATP binding. Gene Ontology annotation, biological process: protein phosphorylation. The transcript has 4 exons. Lineage: Eukaryota; Fungi; Basidiomycota; Agaricomycetes; Agaricales; Agrocybaceae. The record is from RefSeq and is a predicted model, not a curated record.